Messenger RNA from Aureobasidium vineae, 959 nucleotides. NCBI's taxonomy places the organism in Eukaryota, Fungi, Ascomycota, Dothideomycetes, Dothideales, Saccotheciaceae. The record is from the annotation of a GenBank genome assembly.
ACGUAACAACAUAUCGACUCAUCACCAUGGAUCAAUUACCUCAGUUUGGUCGCGCUAUCUUCCCAGGUUUGAUGCCGACAAUGAAGGCUUAUGCCGAACUCCAUGAGAAGAACAGAAGUAAUAUCGAGUCAACACCGCGAGAGGAGUUCACAUAUGGCCCAGACGCACGCCAAAAGCUCGACAUGUACAGUCCAAAGCAAAUCUCUGACGACACACCGAUUAUUGUUUUUGUCUAUGGAGGUGGCCUUGUGAGCGGAGACAAGCGACUGCCCAGUCCGCCAGCAGCCAAGGACUUAGCGUAUGCAAACAUUGGACAUUACUACUCGGUAUGGACAAAUCACUCGACCAAUUAUCAGCCUAAAGGAUUCGUUACAGUGAUUCCUGAUUACAGACGCACAGGCGAUGGUGGUGUCUUUCCCUCGGGAGGUCAAGAUAUAGCAGGUGCCCUCGCUUGGAUCAAGACCCGCUUCGACUCUGGCCACCACAAGCUCUGGAUCAUGGGCAACUCUGCCGGCGCGGUACACUCCACAACCUGGCUCCUCGAACCAUCGCUCGCCGUAUCGAGAAAGAGCGUUCAGACGGGCUCAGUAGUGAUUCAGGGAGUCAUACUAGUCUCUAUGCCCGCACACUUCCAAAAAGCGGGCUCCGAUCGUAUGGGUGUGCUCACCGCAUACUACAAGGACAGAAUGGAGGAGGACUGCGCUCUUGGGCUUGUGUCGAGAGCUGAGACUCCUAUCACGAAGUUGUUGGUGGUGACUGCCACCUUGGACCCCGAGGACGAGAUCCUCGAGGCCAGUCAGGAAUUUGUUGACAAGUACAAGGAGAGAUUUGGACAAGAUGGUUUGAGUGAAGUGUCGCUUGAGGGUCACAACCACUUUAGCACCACUCUUGCAUUGGGCACUGGAAUCGAGCGGGAAGAGUCGUUGGGUGAGGAAGUGUUCAAGUGGAUGGGUCAGAUU